GUUUUUACAGGGACGAAGUCAAUUAAUUAAGUGUAAAAACCUUUCAUCGAAUGAAGGCAGAUCCAUUUUUAACCCUUUUCUGUGUUUCGGUUUCCCUGAGUGAUAUCGUCUGGUAACGUAAAAGGAUGGGGGCAAAUGAAGAGAAGAAGGAAAAAUGUGGGACCAUCUGCCUGAAAUAUCUCCUUUUCACAUUCAAUUUUCUGUUUUGGCUUGCAGGAGUUGCAGUGAUGGCUGUGGGCAUCUGGACAGUAAUUGAAAAGAGCGACUACAUUAGUCUGCUGUCCUCAAAGAUUUAUGCUGUCUCUGCUUAUAUACUCAUCAUGGCAGGGGUGAUUGUCAUGAUUACUGGAGUUUUAGGCUGCUGUGCCACCUUCAAGGAACAAAGACGCCUACUGAGAGUGUAUUUUGUUUUACUGCUGUGUAUAUUUCUGCUGGAGAUCCUGGCUGGAGUUUUGGCCUACAUUUAUUACCAACAGCUAAAUGACGAACUGAAAGAGAACCUGAGGGAGACAAUGGUUCAGAAAUACAAUCAGUCUGAGCAGGAGCAUGUAACUAAGGCUGUGGACAAGUUACAGCAGGAGUUCAAAUGUUGUGGCAGUAACAGCUCAUCUGAUUGGGUGGACAGUGCUUGGAUCCGCUCUAGUGAAGCUGAUGGUCGAUUGGUUCCUGACAGUUGCUGUAAGAGUCCAGUCAGAAAGUUCUGUGGUCGGAGAGACCACCCCUCAAAUAUAUAUAAAGUAGAGGGUGGUUGCAUCACAAAGCUGGAGAACUUCAUUCUGAAUCACUUACAGAUCAUUGGUGCAGUUGGGGUGGGCGUUGCCUCUGUGCAGAUUGUUGGCAUGUUUUUCACCUGCUGCCUAUACAGGAGUUUAAAAUCAGAGCCAUACUGAAGAGUGACAGCUCAAAUACUUCAUAGAUCACCCUAUAUUGUGUUUCUUUUCUGUUGUUGUUGUUGUUGUUUGGUGAAUUUCUACAAAAGAAAUUAUUGAGGCUUUAGACCAUCUUCUAACACUUCCAACAACACAAGAGAAUAUUUCUUACAUAUCCAGUAAUAAAUAUAGAUUAUUACAUUUGUAUUAACUUUUAAGUACUACUGAUCAUCAGAGUUCAUUUUAAAACCCUUUUUAUAAUUGUUUUUGAUGAUUUUUCAUAAUUUAGUAAGUUAAACCAGAUUGUACUGUAUUUUAUAUAUGAAACCUUUGUAUGUACUUUUUUGUUUGUCAAAAUAUAAAUCUUCUUUCACAA
Messenger RNA from Danio rerio (zebrafish), 1245 nucleotides. RefSeq names its product CD151 antigen, like (gene cd151l). Lineage: Eukaryota; Metazoa; Chordata; Actinopteri; Cypriniformes; Danionidae. Gene Ontology annotation, cellular component: plasma membrane; membrane. The record is from RefSeq and is marked provisional.